AUGGCAGACACCGCAGAGCAACAGACCCUCCAAGGGUUGGAGAAUGAUCGCGACACAAUGGCACCCACGAUCCAACCGAGCAAAGAGCAAGAAUCAGAAAAGGCAAAGAGCAUUGACAAGGUAUUGGAAACAUCCACCACACAAGCAGACUUGAGGAGCCUGCGAUUCUGGGCCAUCCUCAUUGCUCUGGGAUUUACCAGUCUCCUCACCGCACUCGACGCUACCAUCACCUCCACUGCAUUACCAUCCAUCGUGGCUGAUCUGGGUGGUGGUGACAUGUAUAUCUGGGCUAUUGAUGGGUAUUUAUUGGCACUGACCUCAUUGCAGCCCCUCUAUGGGCAGCUUGCGAAUCUCUUUGGGCGACGAUGGCCUUUGAUUUCGUCAGUUGCUGCCUUCGUCCUCGGAAGCGGAAUAUGCGGAGGUGCCAGCACCAUGGCCAUGCUGAUCGCUGGUCGUAUCAUACAAGGCAUUGGGGGUGCAGGCAUCGGCCUGCUUGUUGAAAUUGUCAUUGCUGAUCUGGUUCCUCUUAGACAGCGAGGGCUAUACUUCGCCGCUCUGUUUGGCCUGGUCUCUCUCGGCACGGCUCUCGGACCUUUGUUUGGUGGUCUGAUCGUCAGCAACACAACAUGGCGAUGGGUUUUCUGGAUCAAUCUACCCAUCGGUGGCUUCGCUUUUGCCUUGCUGAUGUCGUUUCUUCGGGUCAAAUGGGACAAGGAGAACAGCCUCGCGACCAGAUUGUCACGCAUUGAUUGGACGGGCAACUUUGUGUUCAUUGCGGCCGUGACCUCGAUCCUCAUUGCGCUUUCGUGGGCAGGAGCAGUCUAUCCCUGGUCUUCAUACCGUAUCCUCGUACCUUUGAUUACCGGAUUCUUCGGCUUGAUAGCCUUCCUGCUUCUCCAACAUUCGCAGCGACUCUGUCCCAACCCAACGAUUCCGCUACACUUAUUGUUCAACCGCACGUCUGCCACCGCAUACGUACUCACGUUCUUACAUUCUGUCGUCAUGUCGUGGAUCCUCUAUUUCUUGCCAGUGUACUUCCAGGGUGUACGGGGCGCGACUGCUGCUCGCUCAGGCGUCCAGAUUUUGCCCACAAUCCUGACCAUCCUCCCUUUUGGAGCCCUUGGAGGUGGCCUUUUGACAAAGUUUGGUCGAUACAAACCGAUACAUUUCGUGGCAUUCGCCGUUAUGCUGGCAGGAAUGGGCUCAUUGACCCUGAUCGAUGAGGACUCUAGCACCGGUGCCUGGGUUGGCUAUCAGAUAAUUGGCUCGGCCGGAAUGGGCCUCAUUAUUUCAAGCCUCCUGCCUGCGGUUUUGGCUCCUCUAUCUGAAGCAGAUGUCGCACAAGCAACCGCAGCAUGGUCUUUCAUGCGAGCUUUCGGCAUGACAUGGGGGUCUGCCAUUGCUGGUACUAUAUUCAACAACCGUUUCAACGCCCUGGCUCAGACGCAUAUCACUUCCAAUGAGUUGAGAAAUCAAGUGGCACAUGGUCAUGCCUACGAAGAUGCUACAAAGGCAUUUGUAGACACCUUAUCCCAGAGCGAUCGUCAACAGUUUGCGUGGACCUUGAACGAAAGUUUGCGUCGUGGAUGGGAAGUGGGUACUGCCUUUGCCGCCCUUGGAUUCCUCAUAAUAGCAUUUGAAAAGCAGAUCCCACUCCGCAAUAACCUCGAGACAAAAUAUGGGAUGGACAAGCCAAAAGCCAAAUAG
This is a messenger RNA of Exophiala spinifera, 1707 nucleotides long. RefSeq lists its product as uncharacterized. The transcript is spliced from 2 exons. Gene Ontology annotation, biological process: transmembrane transport. Gene Ontology annotation, molecular function: transmembrane transporter activity. The record is from RefSeq and is a predicted model, not a curated record. Bases 1 to 1707 code for a protein of 568 amino acids. NCBI's taxonomy places the organism in Eukaryota, Fungi, Ascomycota, Eurotiomycetes, Chaetothyriales, Herpotrichiellaceae.